Molecule: messenger RNA, 2129 nt
Organism: Pezoporus occidentalis (night parrot)
Lineage: Eukaryota; Metazoa; Chordata; Aves; Psittaciformes; Psittacidae
Gene: GLMP
Product: glycosylated lysosomal membrane protein
Exons: 6
Cellular component (GO): lysosome
Source: RefSeq, a predicted model, not a curated record
UGCUCCCGGCACGGGGCUCCCGGCCCCACCGGCACCCGGCGGAGCCGCUCCCGGGGCUCCCGGCGGCUUCAGCCCGGCCGCGGGCAGCAAAGCGCAGCGGCGCCGCCUGCUGGUGGCAGCGCGGAACUGCGCGGGGCCGGGGCGGCCGCAGCUCCCCCUUGGGCCCGUUCCGAGCCCUGCGCCGGCGGCCCUGGGAGGCUCUGGGAUAUCGCGAUUUGAUGGGAAAUCAUGGGAGGCUCUGGGGAUCCAGGCCCCCCCCCCACCCCUCCCGGGGGGGUUUGGAAAGAGCGGCGGCCCCUUUAAGGGCGCGGUGGCCGCGCGGUCACGUGAGCGGCUGCGCUCGCAACAUGGCGGCGGCCGUGGUGCUGCUGCUGCUGCUCCCGGUGGUGGCCGGCGGCGGCGGCGGCGGGCGGAGGGUGAGCGGGGCCGGGACCGGGACCGGGACCGGGCCCGGGGGGAGCAGCGGGCACGGGGCCCGUGUGAGAGCCGCCGCUGCCCGCAGGUGUCCCUGCACUACAACCCCGGCUGGAACGGCUCCUCGGUGAACCUGCUCCACGUGCGGGCCGUGGGCGCCGCGGACACCCUGCACUACGUGUGGAGCAGCAUCGGCGGCCCCGCCGUGCUCCUGCUGGCCUCCCGGAGCAGCGCCAGCGCCCUGGGCAUCGACUGGACCCGGCUCCUCUCGCCUGCCCCCGCCGGCGCCGUCUGGAUCGAGCCCCCCGGCAGCGUCACCCACGCGGCCGCCGUUGUCUUCACCAAGGUGUUUGAGUACAGCGAGGCUGGAGCCCAGGAGGAGCUUUUCUACCCCACCUACGACCUCUCCGAGUUCUCCUGGGCCAGCAUCAAUGGCACCCUGAACCACACAGCGCUGACGGCCGAGUUCUCCGGGGUCCCGGCGGCUGAUCCCGGUGGCAGCUUCUCCAACGGCAGCGUGGCCUUCCGGGUCACAGCCUACGAGGCCGGCGGCCGCGAUGAGGCCCUGCCCAGCCUCCUGCACACAGCGAACAGCUCCAAGGUGGAGUUUGUCCUGGCCGGGGUGGCCCCGCGGGGCAACGGCUCCCGCUUCGCGCUGGAGGUGGCGGCGGUGGAGGAGCCGGGGCUGGCGCCGGCGCUGCGGGCGCUGCGCUCCAUCGAUGACGAGUACACCCCGACCGUCUUCGAGGUGCUCUCCCUGGCAGCCCAGGCCCAGAACGAGAGCUCGGCGCGGAGCUUCCUGCAGUGGAAGGCGACCGCCUACGGCUCCCGGCGGCCCCGGCGCGAGGACCGGAUCCGCUGCCGCUCCCAGGGGCUGCGAGCGGCCAACUGGAGCCUGCCCGCGUCCAGCCUCGUCCGGGCCUACUUCGGGGACGGGGCCGGCAGCAGCUACAGCGUCAGCGCCGUCAACAUCUCCUUCGGCGGAGAGGAGGGGAAGGUUUACGAGGAGAAGCGGUUCCUGAGCUGGUCGGCGCUGCUGGGCUUCGGGCAGCCCCCCCAGGACACCUUCUCCCCCCUCGUCAUCUCCAUCAUGGCCGUGGCGCUGGGCACCCCAGUGCUGCUGCUGCUGCUGGGCGGCUGCGCGCUCCUCUGCGCCCGCAGGCGGCGCUACUCCGAGUACGAGCCCAUCAACUGAGCGGGCUGAGCCCCGAGGGACCCCCAGGACCACCCUUGGCUGCUGCAGGGGCUCCUCUGCCCUCCCCUUGGAGCCCUCCCCUUCACCCCACAGCCCAGGCUCGGAGGGGACCCGGGUGCCCGUUGCGGUUUCCCACAUCCUGGCUCCCUUCUUCCCGUUCCUCUUCCUGCCCCAAUCCUUGUCCCAUUGCUCCCCCUCUGCUCCUGCUCCACCCGGCCAAGGGAAGGGACUGGAGGGGGGAGCUGAUUCCCAAGGGAUAAACCCACUGGUGCCGGGUUCGCAGCCCGUGGAGCUGUGCUGGCCCUCGGGAGGGCUCAGGCAGUGGCUUCAGCUCAGUUGGGUCCUGCUCUGCCUCGGCUGCAGCCGGGGCUCGGAGCCGGGAUCUGGGUGCAGGAGGCCACGGACAAGGUGCUCUGUGGGUGCUCUGGGGCGGGCAGAGGGCCCCUGAGGGAUGCGCUGGGGCUUGGGCUCCAGCACGGGCUUGGCUUUGACCAAAUAAAGUGGAUUUUGGUUGUCUCCU